AUGCGCUUUCACAUUUUUGCGGGCUUGAUUGCCUUUGGCAGCUGCCUCGGAGUCCAUGCCGCUGGACUUGUUGUUGCUGCGGUUCAACCCUCUGCUGCUGUCACGGCUCUCCCCUCCGUUGCUCGUCCCACCGACACCGGUCCUCUCAACCCGACCAUUGUCACCCACCCUCACCAUCCCUGGCCCGUCUCCCCGAUUCCUUCCAGCACCUUCUCGGUCAUUACCGUCUCGCCCUCGGCCUCAGCCAUCCCCGUUUUUUGCCCUCGCGACAACAACACCCUCUGGACCGACCAUGUCACGAACAAUGUAUACCAAGUCGAAUGUGGUAUCGACUACUAUGACCUAGCGGCCAACUGGAACUUCAACGAGGGCAUGAGGCACAAUUGGGAGGAGUGCGCAAAGUGGUGUGCAGAGUAUGACUACUGUCUCGCCUUCAGCUACAUUGCAGGCAUCCCGUUGAAGCCCAACUGUUGGUUGAAGACCAGUCUGAGGGGGCAGACGCUCAACUGGAAUAGUUGGGCAGGCAAGUUGGUUAAAGCCGGUGUUGGUAUCUCUGCCCCUGGACAUGAUGGCGGAGGCAGAGGUACGGCUGCCAAUACUGUUGCCGGUCUUGCGAAGGAGACAACUACAUUCCUGGCGGUUGGGGUUGAUACGACUACCAUCCUUGUCGAGGGAACCGCGGUCACAACCGCUGUCACUACCGUUGUCACGACCGAGUUGGUAAAGCCUGUUGCCCCCGCCCCUGCUACUACACUCAGCAUUGCAACCAGCUCCGCACUCCCUAAUCCCACCGCCAUCGCUGUCAGCUGCAAUAACGAAACCUGGUGGGCAGACGAGAAAGCUUCGUGGCGUGCCAUUGAGUACUUCUGCCAGGGUGGUCACGACGGAACUUUCGGCGGCCAUGUUUCUGACAAGAUGAUGCACGGGGAGAACUCCAUUGCUGCCGCCUACUGGCCCUACAACGGCACCGCAGUCAUUACCAGCGUCGUUUCCAAGGCAGGUUGCACCGUGGCACUUGACAGAAACCUGUGCAUGCAGAGAUUCAGGGCGCCCAUGUACGGCUGUGACUCAGAUGUCAGGUAUGAGAAACGUGGUGGAUCAGCUUCUGAUGGCUGCUCCAACUGGAAUAUUCACAUGCAGUCGUGGCCGAGUGUUGGGCUCUGCCAGGAUCAGGACCUGGGAGGUGCGGGCGUGUGUGCGACUUGGAGCACUGGUUAUUCUUCGGGCGCUGCCGCAGAUGGUGGCUUGAGGGUUGACUGGUUUCCUCGUGGCUAG
This is a messenger RNA of Sordaria macrospora k-hell, 1275 nucleotides long. RefSeq lists its product as uncharacterized. The record is from RefSeq and is a predicted model, not a curated record. Lineage: Eukaryota; Fungi; Ascomycota; Sordariomycetes; Sordariales; Sordariaceae.